Candidula unifasciata is the source of this 732-nucleotide messenger RNA. NCBI's taxonomy places the organism in Eukaryota, Metazoa, Mollusca, Gastropoda, Stylommatophora, Geomitridae. The record is from the annotation of a GenBank genome assembly.
AUGGCGAUCAGUCCUCUCGUCCUCAGUGUACAUCUUCUCAUCUUCAUCGUAGACGCCGUCUCCGUCUACUAUGAUCUGUUUCUAAUUGAUCUCGGUAAUACUGGAUUUGGUGGAAAAUUUAAAUUUCUGACUGUAUGGAACAUUUGCUUCCAGGCUGUGUAUUUUGGCCUUUGUGUUAUCAGUGAUCUCUAUGGUAAUGAGAAGACACCAUUAGAGCAUGCCAGAAGGUCUGUGUUGCUGAAGGUCCGAGAUUUUCUCCAUACAACAGUAGCAUUCCCGAUGGGGAUGUUUGUUGUUGUAACUUUCUGGAUUUUGUACGCUGUGGACAGAGAGCUGGUCUACCCCAAAAGCCUGGACUCUAUCAUACCAUCUUGGCUGAAUCAUGUUCUGCACACCACAGUAAUGCCAUUCCUUUUGGUGGAUAAACUUUUGGUUUAUCAUCAUCAUCCCAGGAAACAUGUUGGUAUCCUGGGGGCAGGUGGUGUAGCCUUGAUCUAUAUAUCUUGGAUCUUGUUCAUCGCCUAUUAUGACAAUUUCUGGGUUUACCCCAUCUUGCAAAUACUGCAGACCAGCGAAAGGGUGGUGUUUAUAUUUGUUUGCUUCAUGUUCUUUGCCUCAAUCUACAUCCUGGGAGAAUCCAUCACUGCAUUCUUGUGGCCCUUUAGUCAGCAGAGAAAGAGAGUGUUCAUGCAUGUGAAUAGAAAUGAGAAAAUGUGGUCUUUUGGAUUUUAA